Nerophis ophidion (straightnose pipefish) is the source of this 2229-nucleotide messenger RNA. Its product is annotated as copine-3-like. The transcript has 17 exons. Gene Ontology annotation, cellular component: plasma membrane. The record is from RefSeq and is a predicted model, not a curated record. Gene Ontology annotation, biological process: cellular response to calcium ion; ERBB2 signaling pathway. Lineage: Eukaryota; Metazoa; Chordata; Actinopteri; Syngnathiformes; Syngnathidae. Gene Ontology annotation, molecular function: calcium-dependent phospholipid binding; receptor tyrosine kinase binding. Bases 250 to 1866 code for a protein of 538 amino acids.
GACACGCCCAGACCGCCGCCUGGUCACGCCCACAGUCUUAGCCCGCGAGCUAGCAUAGCGUCACCACCCAAGUGGGUCUUUACGGAACCAUCACAGUGCAUCUAUCAAACAUUGGCUCCAGACGAGUCUGCCCCACAACAAGAGGACAGAGAAGAAGGAAGGAGCUGUUGACUACAGCGUCGGACGACGAGGGCGGACUCGCGCAAAGCUCUUGGGAGGUUGCAUUCCCAGGAUCAGCAAGCAGUUGCCAUGGCGUACAGUGGAGCCACACAGGCUGCAGCCCCCUAUUGGCCCUCCAAGGUGGAGCUGACCAUCUCCUGUGACAACCUCAUGGACAUGGAUGUCUUCUCCAAGUCCGACCCUCUGUGCGCCUUGUAUAUCAACGCCUCUGGCUCACAGUGGCAUGAGUUAGGGCGCACAGAGAUGAUCCUGAACUGCUUGAAUCCAAAAUUCACCAAGAAGUUCUCCAUUGACUAUUAUUUUGAGACGGUGCAAAGGUUGAAGUUUUGCGUGUAUGACAUUGACAACAACACCUACGACUUGGCUGAUGAUGACUUUCUUGGGGAGCUUGAAUGCACUUUAGGCCAGAUUGUCUCCAACAAGCAGAUGACUCGGCCUUUAUUGUUGAAGGAUGGUCGGCUUGCAGGUCGUGGUACUAUAACAAUCUGUGCUGAGGAAAUAACAGACACCAGGGUGGCACAUUUUGAAGUGUCUGCACGCAGGUUGGACAAAAAGUUCUUGUGGUGGUCCGACCCCUUCCUGGAGUUCUACAAGCAGACAGAGAGUGGAUGGCAACUGGCUCACAGGACAGAGGUGGUAAAGAACAACCUCAACCCGACAUGGAGACCAUUCCGCAUCACGUUGCGAGCUCUCUGUGGGGGAAAUGUUGAGAAAACUAUAAAGGUUGAUUGUUACGACCAUCAUACCAACGGCUCCCACAAACUCAUUGGAAGCUUCAAAAGCACGCUCGCUGAGAUGCAAACCGGAACACACGUCUGCCCUGUGGAGUUUGAGUGUGUCAACCCAAAGAAGUUAAAGAAAGACUAUAAAAACUCCGGCCUCAUUUACAUCAAGCGCUGUCAAGUGGAGAAAGAGUACACUUUUCUGGAUUAUAUCAUGGGAGGGUGCCAACUUCUUUUCACUAUCGCUAUCGACUUCACUGGCUCGAAUGGAGAUCCCAGCUCCCCCAACUCCCUCCAUUAUAUCAACCCUGAGGGCUACAACGAAUACCUGUCAGCAAUCUGGGCAGUGGGUAAUGUCAUUCAGGACUAUGACAGUAACAAGAAGUUUCCUGUCUUUGGAUUUGGAGCCCAGAUCCCUCACUCUUGGCAGGUUUCCCAUGAGUUCGCCAUCAACUUUAAUCAAUCAAAUCCCUUCUGUGAUGGCAUCGAGGGUGUGGUGCGUGCCUAUCAGCAGUGUCUGCCUCAACUCAAACUCUGGGGUCCAACCAACUUCUCCCCAAUUAUCAACCAUGUCGCCUGCUUUGCCAGACAAGCUCUCUACCAGAAUAAAGCCGCUCAGUACUACGUGCUGCUCAUCAUCACCGACGGGGUGAUCACAGACAUGGACCUGACACGCACCGCCAUCGUGGAGGCCUCUCACCUGCCUAUGUCCAUCAUCAUUGUGGGAGUUGGUGGCGCAGACUUCAGCGCUAUGGAGUUCCUGGACAGCGACGACAAGCCCCUGCUGUCAGCCAAUGGGGAAGCAGCUGCACGAGACAUUGUCCAGUUUGUGCCUUUCAGGAAGUUCCACGGAAACAGCGUGGCGCUGACACACAGUGUCCUGGCAGAGCUUCCCGACCAAGUGUCACACUUCUUCAACUCAUACAAGUUGAAGCCUCCCAAUGUCCCUCAGGUAUCAUCCUGAGAGGGUGGAGGUGGGCGAUACCAAACAUUUUGGAAUCCAUCCACAAGCAAGUAAACACAGCACAAGGCCUGUGUUGCUGAUGCUGACGUGUACUUUCAAAAUAUUUAGCUCAUUAAAUUAUAUUUAUCGACACGAUACUGACUGAUACUACAAUGUUUGUAUCGAAUCACCUCCUACCUCCCCCACUGCUUUAUUUUUCCCGUGUGUCUGUUUUAAUACAUGAAAAUGCAUCCUCGGUGCUGUUGACUUAUAUUCUUGUUAAACUAACAUCAAGAAAAGUUAUUGUUUAUCACACCCAAAAGACCUCACUACUAAAAACACACACUGACAAUCUGUUUACUUGAAAUAAAAACAUUAUAGGUU